GGCGCUGUGGGGCCGGCGCGCGCCGCUCGUGCUCGGGCUGUGGGGCGCCGGGGCGGGAACGCGCGGCCUUCUCGGGGCCCAUGCCGGGCUCGCGGGGCCCGGCGUCCCGCGCAGAAUUACAGGUGGAAGAAGGCCCAUAUCUUUUUCUGUGGGGGCUUCAAGCGUCUUUGGAAGUAGAGGCAACAGUGAGAAGGGGAAGCUUUCCCUGCUGGACAUUGCUGAGCUGAUUCGGGCCAGAGCCUGCCAGAGAGUGGUUGUCAUGGUGGGGGCCGGCGUCAGCACCCCCAGCGGCAUUCCAGACUUCAGAUCUCCAGGGAGUGGCCUCUACAGCAACCUGCAGCAGUACGACAUCCCUUACCCCGAGGCCAUUUUCGAACUUUCAUUUUUCUUUCAUAACCCCAAGCCAUUUUUCACUUUGGCUAAGGAACUGUACCCUGGGAACUGCAGGCCCAAUGUCACUCACUACUUCCUCCGACUGCUUCAUGACAAGGGGCUGCUUCUGCGACUCUACACACAGAAUAUUGACGGACUCGAGAGAGUGUCUGGCAUCCCCGCCUCAAAGCUGGUUGAAGCUCAUGGAACCUUUGCCUCUGCCACCUGCACGGUCUGUCGAAGACCCUUCCCAGGGGAGGACUUUUGGGCAGAUGUGAUGGCAGACAGGGUCCCCCGCUGCCCAGACUGCGCCGGCAUCGUGAAGCCCGACAUCGUGUUCUUUGGGGAGAUGCUGCCCCAGAGGUUCUUGCUGCAUGUGGCUGAUUUCCCCAUGGCAGAUCUGCUGCUCAUCCUUGGGACCUCCCUCGAGGUGGAGCCUUUUGCCAGCUUGUCUGAGGCUGUGAGGAGCUCAGUGCCCCGACUACUCAUCAACCGAGAUUUGGUGGGGCCCUUGGCUUGGCGUCCUCGCAGCAGGGACGUGGCCCAGCUGGGGGACGUGGUUCACAGCGUGGAAAGGCUGGUGGAGCUUCUAGGCUGGACGGAAGAGUUGCAGGACCUUAUCCAGCGGGAAACCGGGAAGCUCGAUGGACGAGACAAAUAGGAGGGUGAUGGCUGCACACAUAGGAGAAACGGUGACACAGGAGAUGUCCACAUCCCAUUUCUGAUGAGAACUCACACCUGAAGACAGCUUGGGCAGGUUCACAAAUUCUGGUUGCUGAACCAGGACACAUGAACUGAGGUAGAUGGACGUCUGGGCUGCCACCGAGUGUCUUCCCGACUGGUGAGCUCUGUGCUGACAGGGAGGGUGGCGUUUCUACUCACUGCCACCCUGAUACAGCAGAGCCACCUGUUUGCUGUGUUUAAUUCUUCACUCUGCUGUAGCUCCUGAUGCGAGAAGCUUUCUUCUCACAGUGACCCCUCUCCGACUGAAACAAGCUGCGUGGAAUCUGCUUUUACAGACCAGAUCUGCCUUCGCUGUGCCCAGGUCGCCGUCUGAAGGGCAGGCUCGGCAUCGCCUACGGUUAGACCUGGGCUUGUAGAUCUGUGCCCUGGUGACGCUCUGGGGUCUCUGUCAGUACAGUUAUCUUUAAUGAGAUGUUCCUGGCAUGAAUGUGGAAAGGGUACCUGGGGGCACACAGGUGUCCCCCGCUACUGGAAGAGUCUGAAGACUGAGGACAUUUGUCCCUGGAUUUACCCUGGAGGUGGCAGCACCUUCUCUUCCAUCCCAGCUCCCCUCUCUGAAGCGUGUCACACCCUUGACUCUACCGUAUUCAGUCUCUCCUUGGGGAACUGAUACGUUUCCAGAGUAUUCCAGCACUUCUAGCCUGUCUCCUGUCCUCACACUGUCACCCACCAGGGCUUCCUGCAGUGAUGCUGCUGGAAUUAAUCUUUCAGACACAGAAGCACUACUCACCUAAGACCUAGGCUGGCUCCCAGCAGCUUGUCGGACUCCCUUGACCCGUGCCCAGGCCACGCCGUGAUGUGGGGGCAGAACCCACCCUUCUGCCUAGGUUGGACCGAGGCCCAGCUCCAACACUGACCCAUUCGGGCACUGGCUGCCUCCUCCUUGGCUCUCACCCACGUGCACAUCCUCCUUUCUGGCAUCAUGUUGGCUUUGUGUUUCCUGGGCAGUGGCACUUCCUGUCCCUGAACCUGGCCUGGAGCUGAUAGAGCAGAUUUAACUGUUAGACUCCGUGGAAAGGGGUCCCAUGACCUGCCCUUCAAUGAGUCGUGAUCAACAGACUGAAUUCUACCUAGAACAAAA
Molecule: messenger RNA, 2197 nt
Organism: Propithecus coquereli (Coquerel's sifaka)
Lineage: Eukaryota; Metazoa; Chordata; Mammalia; Primates; Indriidae
Gene: SIRT3
Product: sirtuin 3
Exons: 7
Coding region: 260-1033 (257 amino acids)
Molecular function (GO): NAD+ binding; histone deacetylase activity, NAD-dependent
Source: RefSeq, a predicted model, not a curated record